Molecule: messenger RNA, 870 nt
Organism: Penicillium concentricum
Lineage: Eukaryota; Fungi; Ascomycota; Eurotiomycetes; Eurotiales; Aspergillaceae
Product: FAD synthase
Exons: 2
Coding region: 1-870 (289 amino acids)
Biological process (GO): FAD biosynthetic process
Molecular function (GO): FMN adenylyltransferase activity
Source: RefSeq, a predicted model, not a curated record
AUGACUGAAUCGAUUGCAAAAGCGCCAUACCGGCCGCAAGAUCACCUCAAGCCAUUCCCGCCAACAUCCCAAUUGAAACAAAUCCAACCCAAUCAGAAUGGAACACACACCAAACACAAUGACUCAACCGACGAAACCAUCCCCCCUCUCCCAACCGUGAUCGCACGCAUCCACGCCCGCCGAUACAAGCUCUCGGAACUCUCCGUCUCCUACAACGGUGGCAAGGACUGUCUAGUCCUGCUAAUUCUGUUUCUGGCCGGGUUGCAUCCAACACGCGCCCGCAAUAACAUCCCUUCCAAUGCCGAGGCAAAUGCAAAUGUAAACGACACAACCCCCUCCCCCGCAGACCUCGACGCAGAGGCCCAAAUAGCCGCUGCGACGGUCAUCCCCGCGAUCUAUGCGCUCCCGCCUGAUCCAUUCGAUGCAGUCGAAGACUUUGUCAUCUCCUCGGCGGAAGCCUAUCACCUCGCCAUUACAAAGUAUACGACUGCGCCGCCGGCUUCGACGCUGCGCUCUAGCUUUGAGGAUUAUCUGGCGCGGCACCCUGGGAUCCGGGCGAUAUUUGUUGGUACGCGGCGGACGGAUCCGCAUGGUGCGCAGUUGACGCACUUUGAUCGGACGGAUGGGGGGUGGCCGGAUUUUGUGCGUGUGCAUCCCGUGAUUGAUUGGCAUUAUGCGGAGAUUUGGGCAUUCAUUCGGCAUCUGGAUUUGAAGUAUUGUUCGCUCUAUGAUGAGGGAUAUACCAGUCUUGGCGGCACCUCUGAUACCCAUCCUAAUCCGAGAUUGCGGGUUGGCGCCGAGGCGGAUGGACAAUAUCUUCCUGCUUACCAACUCACGGAAGAUCUGGAAGAAAGACUUGGGCGCAAUUGA